CUCCCAUCUCUCUCUUCUUUCUUUUUGGUUUUGACCCAAAGCAAAUUCUACAAUAGAGCAAAAAUAAAAUUAGAAAAGACAUAAAAACAGAGACCAAAUCUUUUCUUCAGUUGAAUCUCUUAUACUAUAAAAACCAUAUUUUUUCCUCCAAAUCCUGUAACAGUAAAAUUUGUAUAGAUCGAAAGAAAGCUACAAUUUUUGACGCUCUAUAAUGGCUGAAUUUAUGGAACCAAAUCUUGUAUCCAAUUUUGAUGAUGAGAAGAGCAAUUCUGUCGACACAAGAUCGAUUUUUCAGAUGGGUUUUCCUCUGGAGAGCGAAGAGAUCGUUAGAGAGAUGAUUGAGAAAGAGAGACAACACUCACCGAGAGAUGAUUACCUCAAGAGACUGAGAAACGGAGAUUUGGAUUUCAAUGUCAGAAUCCAAGCCCUUGGUUGGAUUUGGAAGGCCUGUGAGGAACUUCAAUUUGGACCAUUGUGUAUAUGUCUAGCAAUGAACUACUUGGAUCGUUUCUUAUCUGUUCAUGACUUACCUAGUGGAAAAGCUUGGACUGUACAAUUGUUGGCUGUUGCUUGUUUAUCAUUGGCAGCUAAAAUAGAGGAAACUAAUGUUCCAGAGUUAAUGCAGCUGCAGGUUGGAGCUCCCAUGUUCGUGUUUGAGGCUAAAUCAGUUCAAAGGAUGGAACUUUUGGUGUUGAACGUAUUGAGAUGGAGGUUACGGGCAGUGACACCGUGCUCUUACGUUAGAUACUUCCUGAGUAAGAUCAAUGGCUAUGAUCAAGAACCACAUAGCAGAUUGGUAACUAGAUCACUACAAGUGAUAGCCAGCACAACCAAAGGUGAUAGAUUAGGUCUCUUCUUUUUCAAAGGGGUUCUGGUUUUCUAAACCUCAGUUUUGCUUUUGAGUUAUGGGGUUAUGGACUUUUGGGGUUAGAAAUGAUUGAUGGUGGUUGUGAAAAAGAUUGUUGAUGUGUGGGCAGGUAUUGACUUCUUGGAGUUUAGAGCUUCAGAGAUUGCUGCUGCAGUUGCUCUUUCUGUUUCUGGAGAACACUUUGACAAAUUCUCCUUCUCUUCUUCCUUCUCAAGCCUUGAAAAGGAGAGAGUGAAGAAGAUUGGUGAAAUGAUAGAGAGAGACGGAUCAAGUUCAAGUUCACAAACACCAAAUAAUACAGUCUUACAAUUUAAGAGUCGUCGUUAUUCUCAUUCUCUUUCUACUGCUUCUGUUUCCUCCUCCCUCACUUCUCUUUCUUAAUUUUCCUCAUCUUCCUUUUUAUCUAUUUCUCUCUUUUUCCAUUGUCUCAAUUUGGAUUUUAUUUAAUGAAAAAUCACAGAAAAAAAUUGCUUUUCUUUUAGCCUGGUAAUAUUUGAUAAAAGCG
Arabidopsis thaliana (thale cress) is the source of this 1373-nucleotide messenger RNA. It is a transcript of the gene CYCD4;2, whose product is annotated as cyclin d4;2. Lineage: Eukaryota; Viridiplantae; Streptophyta; Magnoliopsida; Brassicales; Brassicaceae. The record is from RefSeq and is marked reviewed. The transcript is spliced from 5 exons. Bases 212 to 883 code for a protein of 223 amino acids. Gene Ontology annotation, biological process: stomatal lineage progression.